AGCGCCCGCCAGCGGCCCAGCGCGUAAAAGUAGGAGGUGUGCCGAACGGAAGGGCCUUUCCCCUCAGCCGCGAAGGACCUCCUCCCCCUGGUCGGCUUUAGCCCUCACCUUCGAUGAGGACCCGGAAGAGGGAGUGACUCCGCUUUCUGGCCGCUCGCCUCCUUUGCGCUCGGCUUUUUCGGUCCCUCGGCGGGGCCGCUCCACCUGAGCGUUGCCAUGGAGACGCAGCCCUGGCGGCGGCGGGGGAUGCCGGCCCUUUGGGGCCUGGCCCUCGCGUGGCGCCUGGUGGCGGCUGCCGACUUCUCCUGGGCCCCGGCGGCGCCCAACCUGGUCCUGCUGCUGAUGGACGACAUGGGUUGGGGUGAUUUAGGUGUGUUUGGAAAUCCUUCCAAAGAAACCCCUAACUUAGACCAGAUGGCUGCAGAAGGCAUGCUUUUCACAAGCUUCUACACUGCCAACCCUCUCUGUUCACCAUCCAGGGCAGCUCUCCUGACAGGCCGUCUCCCUAUAAGGAAUGGCUUCUAUACCACCAAUGGCCAUGCCAGAAACGCCUAUACGCCCCAAGACGUAACUGGGGGCAUCCUGGAUUCUGAGCUACUCCUUCCAGAAUUGCUGAAGAAAGCAGGCUAUGCCAAUAAGAUAGUUGGCAAAUGGCACCUGGGCCACCAACCUCAGUUCCUUCCCUUGAGGCAUGGAUUUGACACCUGGUUUGGAUCCCCCAAUUGCCAUUUUGGACCGUACGAUAACAAAGCCAUCCCCAACAUUCCCGUUUAUAGGGAUAUGGAAAUGAUCGGCAGGUAUUAUGAAGAUAUAAAAAUUGAUCGUCAGUCGGGAGAAGCAAACCUAACUCAAAUGUAUUUACAGGAAGCCCUGGAUUUCAUAAGCAGCCAGCAAGCCAGCCAUCAGCCAUUUUUUCUCUAUUGGGCCAUCGAUGCCACCCACGCUCCCGUGUAUGCCUCCAGGGAAUUCCGGGGCACAAGCCAAAGAGGACUGUAUGGCGAUGCUGUGCGGGAAAUUGACUUCAGCAUUGGGAAAAUUCUUAAUCACCUUCAAAAGCUGGGCAUCAGCAACAACACCCUUGUGUUUUUUACGUCUGACAAUGGGGCCGCCCUCAUUUCAGCCCCACAACAAGGAGGCAGCAAUGGCCCUUUCCUGUGUGGCAAGGAAACAACGUUUGAAGGUGGUAUGAGAGAGCCAGCUAUUGCCUGGUGGCCAGGACACAUACCUGCGGGACAGGUGAGUUAUCAGCUGGCCAACGUGAUGGAUCUCUUCACCACUUGCCUCUCCCUGGCAGGACUGCAGCCUCCCAGUGACAGGCAGAUCGACGGCAUCGACCUCCUGCCUGUCCUCUUGCAAGGCAAACUAAUUGACAGAGCAAUAUUUUAUUACCGUGGCAACGAGAUGAUGGCAGUGCGGGUUGGGCUUUAUAAGGCCCAUUACUGGACCUGGAGCAAUUCCUGGGAGCAGUUCAACCAGGGCAUCGAUUUCUGCCCAGGGCAGAAUGUUUCUGGAGUCACCACCCAUGACCAAGAGGAGCACUUGAAGCUCCCCCUGAUCUUCCACUUGGGAAAGGACCCUGGAGAAAAGUAUCCAAUCAGCUUCUCCAGUGCCGAAUACCAGUCUGUUUUGGAAAGGGUCUCUCACAUUGUCCAGGAGCACAAGGCCACGCUGGUGCCAGGGCAGCCUCAGCUGAAUGUCUGUGACAAGGCAGUCAUGAACUGGGCUCCACCAGGCUGUGAGAAGCUGGGGAAGUGUUUGAAAUCUCCCCCUCCCGACCCAAAGAAAUGCUCUUGGCCUCACUGAGGGCCUGGCCUUGGCAAACCGCUGUCCGGCAACUGUUGCCACCCACCCUGAGGAAGGUGACUCGGGCUGCUGCUGCUGCUGCUUGUUCAGAAGGAAGCACCACUGUGGCUUUGAACUGGGGCGACUUUACUCUCCCUGAAGUGAGCCUCUCCAGAAAGGAAAAUAGGCUUGAUGUACUUGCAAGCUGCAGGGUCUCCUUUAAUUUAGAGGAAGGGCCUACCCUGAACUGACUGCAGAGGAGAGAUUUACGACCUCCUGGAUCCAAGGGGGGAUCUCAGGAUCACCAAAGUCUUUUCAAGACACGGGUACUUGGAACCAACCCCUUUUUGGGAAGUGCCAAAUCCUAAAAUUAAUCAGCUUCUGCUAUUGUGAUUUUUAUUUUUUUAAACGAAUUAGUUUUCUAUCUGUUGAGGCCAAUUUUUAAUACUGCUGAGCGUUUGUAAGAAAUGAAGGCUGCCUAUAUACUUGAGUGGUUCGGUUGUGUCUUUUCCUGGAGUUCUUUGCCAGAAUAAAGCAAUGGAUGCUGGAAGGCCCUGCCUUUGAAACUCUGCCGUGACUUCAACGUGAGCGCUUGAAGGGUCCCUCCGGGAUGGGAGGAAAGGCAGAGCUGCAUCUCUGGAGAUGCCCCAUCCUCCUCCAGGCCGUGGUGGUCCCAACGGCGCUUUUCCAAAAGGCAACUGGACUUCCUUGGUUUCAGCCUUCGAAAACGGUUCGCUUCUCGUCCAGGAACUGAAUCAACCUUUUCGAGGGAAAGAACCUUCCGGGGAAGCACCUUCGGGGCAGAGCUCUUGUCUCUGAACUCCGAGCGAAGGCGGGUCGAGCAUUUCUUUGGCGGGUGGCUGAGCCUUCUCGAGGGGGACCCUUAGGCCGGCCGGUCCUGCGCCCGCCUGGGAGAGAAAUGGCGAGAGGGAGGGAGGGAGCGAGCGAGCGCCCUCCCCCCUUUGGCACCUGGGACCGAGCGCGCACCUGGGCACAGUAGGGAGGGGGCGCGGGGGGGCCUCCUGGAACGGCGGAUCCUCUCCUGCGGGGGCGGGCGGCCCGAGAGCCCCUCCCCCUUUUCCCUGGCCGGCCCUCCCCGGCUCCUCCCCGCGCAUGCCAGUUGCGGAGGAAGGCGCAGCCCUUUUCGCCAUGAGCUCCGAGGACGAACAGAAGCGGCGCCUGGUCCGCGAACGGAUCCGGGAUUUCCCGGACUUUCCAUCGCCCGGGAUCAUCUUCCGGGACAUCAGCCCCAUGCUGAAGGACCCCCUGGCGUUCAAAGCGGCCAUCGACCUGCUGGAAUCCCA
Molecule: messenger RNA, 3086 nt
Organism: Crotalus tigris (Tiger rattlesnake)
Lineage: Eukaryota; Metazoa; Chordata; Lepidosauria; Squamata; Viperidae
Gene: GALNS
Product: galactosamine (N-acetyl)-6-sulfatase
Exons: 15
Coding region: 217-1803 (528 amino acids)
Molecular function (GO): N-acetylgalactosamine-6-sulfatase activity; arylsulfatase activity
Source: RefSeq, a predicted model, not a curated record